Messenger RNA from Glossina fuscipes, 1996 nucleotides. It is a transcript of the gene pdm2, whose product is annotated as POU domain protein 2. The transcript is spliced from 2 exons. The record is from RefSeq and is a predicted model, not a curated record. Lineage: Eukaryota; Metazoa; Arthropoda; Insecta; Diptera; Glossinidae. Gene Ontology annotation, biological process: regulation of transcription by RNA polymerase II. The coding region runs from base 50 to 1846 and encodes 598 amino acids. Gene Ontology annotation, molecular function: RNA polymerase II cis-regulatory region sequence-specific DNA binding; DNA-binding transcription factor activity, RNA polymerase II-specific.
AAAAAAUUCAUUAUUAAAUAUUAAAAUAAAAUUCAAUCGAUGAGCAACUAUGAUGGUUUUACAACAACAAAGACUUUGGAAUAAUCAAACAAAUUCAUCAAAUAACUCAAAGGAUAAUACAAGUUUAUUGGAUAAUUCAAGUCUUCCGUGUUUAACAAAUUUAAAAACUGAAAUUAACGAUGACGAGGAAACCGAAGAAGAUGACACGCAACUGCAUGAACAUGAUGAACACGAUGAACACCAAGUACCUGUUGGUCAACCAUGUUGUAUUACAAAUUUUGAUGAUCGCAAGGACGAAUUGGAAAAAUGUCACCGUUCCUCUACGCCCAAUAAUAGUGUUAGUCAGAAACGGGCACGUGAAUUAGAAGGCGAUUUGGAAAGUGAAGUUUUAAAUUUAGCACGCAAUUCUCCGAAAAGACCAGCACGUUCUCCUUCAGUUGAUUUACAGAUCAAAGCGUUGAAAUCCACUUCAGAAUUGGAAGAUGACCAAGAAUAUGCCGCUAAUACUGCCAAUCUGUUAGCUGCCCUGCACAAUCCUUUAACGCCUUUACUGCUACAGACGCCGUUGGGUUUUGGCGGAGCGUUAAAUAACACGUCUUCGGCAAAUCCUGAAGAUAUGCAGCAAGCUUUCCAACUGCAAUUACAAAGUUAUAUGGAAGUAAUGCGUCAGAUUGCUCCUGAAACAUUGCAAAAUCCAACAGCUGCACAAUUCGUUUUACAAAAUUCGCUGCAAGCCAUGCUGCAAUUACAGGCUUUGCAGCAAAUAAAACAACAGCAACAACAACAGGAACAGGAACAUGAGCAACAUCAGCUACAGCAGCAUAAACCGUUUACGAAAAUGUUAAGCAAAAGCUUACUUGAAAAAAAAACUCAAUCUCCUCUACGAAGUCCCUCCUUGAGCCCGGUAAGUCGUCUUGAUCGCAGCAAAGAGCCUACGCCUAAUGUAACAGUCUCCCCGCCACUCAACCAUGGUCCUGAUAUAACGCCGCCAAAUUCAGCUAAUCUUGGUGCGGGCUUAAGCAGCGCUAUUAUGACGCCCAACACUCCUGGCAUGACACCUGCGUUCGCCAGCACCGGUCUCAGCCAAUCAGCUUUGAGUUACACGAGCACACCUCACAAUUCUAAAAGUUGUACCCCUUUAGCUAUCAGCAGUGCCCCUCAUAACCUAGAUCAGUCUCCUGAAGAGACUACGGAUUUGGAAGAACUUGAACAAUUUGCCAAAACAUUUAAGCAAAGACGUAUUAAAUUGGGUUUUACCCAAGGCGAUGUUGGCCUAGCCAUGGGAAAGUUAUAUGGCAAUGAUUUUUCCCAAACUACCAUCUCUCGAUUCGAGGCUUUAAACCUUAGUUUCAAAAAUAUGUGUAAAUUGAAACCAUUGCUGCAGAAAUGGCUAGAAGAUGCAGAUUCGACUGUCGUUAAGCCCGGGGGUAUAUUCAAUUUAACCGCUUUGGCUGCCAAUGCGGGCACUCCAUCCGACAAUAUAAUGUGCCGGCGUCGCAAAAAACGCACUUCGAUUGAAACGACGGUACGUUCAACUUUGGAAAAAGCUUUCAUGAUCAAUUGUAAGCCCACCUCGGAAGAAAUAAAUCAACUAGCCGAUCAAUUAAAUAUGGAUAAAGAAGUGGUGAGGGUAUGGUUUUGUAAUCGACGUCAAAAGGAAAAGAGAACAAAUCCCUCCGCCGAUUUAGAUAGUCCCACCGGCACACCGCUUAGUAGCCAUACCUUCGGCUAUCCCCCUCAAACAUCACUCAAUCUUAGCAAUGGCCUCGAGGCAUCCUCUUCGUUAUGUGGUAGCUCAAUUAGUUCCUUAUCUCCGCUUUGUGUGGGUAGCAAACAGCCAGAAUGAUGUUGGUACGGCCAUGAUGAAUGUGGGCAAAAUGGUUAUAUGGAUGCCAAAGAAACUACAUAUCGUUAUGGAAAAUUUAAGCAAAACAAUAAAUUACCAAUUGCAGACACCACCGCACCGGUCAAUACAAGUCCAAUGCAAAAUUUUAUG